Molecule: messenger RNA, 2014 nt
Organism: Durio zibethinus
Lineage: Eukaryota; Viridiplantae; Streptophyta; Magnoliopsida; Malvales; Malvaceae
Product: putative RNA helicase SDE3
Source: RefSeq, a predicted model, not a curated record
AAUGUGUGGGAACUUUCUUGGAACUAGGACUAAUAACACUUCUUCUAGCUCGGUCUCCACUCCUAGUUUCUCCUUAAACGAAUCAUAUUCGACAACAAGAAAUCGUAAUUACCCGCAGCAUGACUCAAAUUCAUCCCUCAGUUCAUCACUCAUUAACUCAACUAGAAAUGAGUCGACAUGGCAGUCCAGGCCAAGUGACGUACCUGUUGCAUACGGGGUAGUUCUAGGUUCAGAGACAAAUAUACCAACUUCAACUGGAUCAUUGUAUCCGAAGUCUGUGGAAAGGGUUUAUCAAGGGCCUCAGAAUUCUAGGAGUUCUGGCACAGACAACAAUUCAUCUCCAACUUCAAUCAAACCACCUCAGUCCUCAACUAAGCUGAUUCUGUCUCCUCCUAGUCCUUCGCCAUCAUCCUUUAAACCCCCAACAUCUUCUCCUAACCCACCUCCAUCUUCUAAGCCAUCUUCAUCAUCUCUUAGACCAAGUUCAUCCUUCUCCACACCAAUUUCAUCUUCUUCUAACCCCACUCCAUCCCUUAAGCCGACUCUAUCGCAGGUGCCUUCUAAUUUUUCCUACCAACAAGGGAAGGGAAAGUAUAAAUGGGCCAAUCCAAAGGAUACAUUACCUAUUUACAUGAUUCCCAAGGACAUUGAGGACUUGAUCAAGAGAGACAUUGUGCCUGAAGUUCUGAAGAACCCUUUGUCUCCCUCAACAUACCAGGAUUACUUUACAGCUCUUCUAUAUGCUGAAGAUUACUACAUUGAGAAAUGGAGUGGAUAUGAGUUGGUGAAUGUGUCUCUGGAGGUGCAUUCAGCAUCAAUCUAUCAGAAGUCAGGCAGGAAUAAGGACUCAAAACCAAGAAAUAAGAUGGAUGAUAAAACUUUUGUAGUGUUUGAGGUCGAUUCUAUUCCUGAGAGGCGACCAUUUCUUCUAUCAAGGGACUUUGUCUUUGCACAACCUUCGGGCAAAAAAAUUGAGCCAUAUCAGGGCGUUAUAUAUCGGGUGGAGAAGAGCACAACUGUACUAGUUGAAUUUGGAGAGGAGUUUUAUUCUCAGCAUGCUUCAACCUGCAGAUAUAAUAUUAGUUUCUCAUUCAACAGAGUCUGCUUGAAAAGGGCUCACCAAGCAAUUGCAGCUGCUUCUGAUCCUUUAUUCCAAAAGUUCCUUUUCCCUAAUUCUGUCUCCCGAGAUCUCGUGCGUAUCUCAACGCCUUUUAAGCUUAAUAACCAUAAUCUUGAUCAGGAUGAAAAGUCAGCAGUUCAUCAUAUUUUGAACUUUGGAGGCCCUCCACCCUUUUUAGUAAAGGGCCCUCUCUGUGCAACUUGCAAUGAUAAUUCUAAAUCCCCUAUGGAGCAACUUUCAAGAACUGGACUGGUUGUUAAAGAAGCAGUGCUCCAAAUUUAUCAACGCCAUCCAGGGUCUAAAAUUCUUGUCUGUGCGCCUAUAAAUCGCACAUGUGAUGUGCUAAUGAGAAGCUUGAAAAAGGAAAUUCCGGUGUCAGAUAUGUUCAGAGCCAAUGCUGCAUUCAGGGAGAUAGAGGGUGUUCCUAUUGACAUCCUCCCCUCCUGUCUUUACAAAACAGAAACUGAUUGUUUUAGUUGCCCUUCACUCCAGGAACUAAGGGAGUUCCGAGUAAUAUUUUCUACUUUUAUAAGUAGCUAUCGCCUGUAUAAUGCAGGCAUAUCUGCUGGACAUUUUAGCUAUAUCUUUUUGGUGGAUGCUUCUUCAGCUACUGAGCCAGAGACAAUAGUGACUUUGGCUAACUUGGCUGACGAGAGCACAACGGUGAUAGUUACUGGUGCAUCCGGAAAUCGUUCAAGCCAUGUCCGAGCAGAUAUUGCUAGGGGGAACGGGUUGAGAAGAUCGUACUUCGAAAGACUUUGUGAGUUUGGUCCGUACAAGAAUGGAAACUCAAUGUUCAUAGCGCAGAUCCAGGACAGAGCCACGGUGGUGCCAAGGGAGAAAAUGCCCCCACCCCAAUUUCCUACUGCAGUGUUUCUAGACUAAUGCUUUACG